CGGUCGCUUUAAAGGGGUCGCGACGAUUCCGACGAUUAUCGACGACGGCGCGCCACACGCAGGUCUUCUUUAUCCACCACCAUGUCCUUCAGAAAUGUCAACCCCGCGAAGGUCGCGACGAUCAAGCACAUCAACAACCUCAUAACUUGCCUGGUCAACAUCAACGACGAGACGGGCGAGUUCCUCCUAACUCUGCCCGACGGACGUAUCAUCGACACGAAGGGCUGGAAUGACUGGGAGUGGACUCACGGAGUCGGUUUGUAUGGCCUUGUGAAGUUCCAUGAAAUCACCGGGGACGAGCGCCCCCUGAAGAUCGCGCUAGAUUGGUUCAGAGACAGGUUCGAGAUCGGAACCACGAAGAAUGUGAACACCAUGUCGCCCUUCCUCACCGCCGCGUACCUGCACGAGCGGAAGGCCGCGGACUACUUCGCGUAUCUCGAUACCUGGGCGGAGUGGGUGAUGUACGACAUGCCGCGAACGGAGGAGGGCGGUCUGCAGCACUGCACGUACCUCACCGACAACUAUCAGCAACUAUGGGACGACACGCUCAUGAUGACGGUAUUGCCGUUGGCGAAGAUUGGCCUUGUCUUGAAUCGCCCGCACUAUGUCGAAGAGGCGAAGCGGCAAUUCCUCCUGCAUGUGAAGUACCUCCAGGAUCUAUCCACAGGCCUUUGGUUCCACGGUUGGACCUUCGACGGGCGUCACCACUUCAGCAAGGCGCGCUGGGGUCGUGGCAACUGCUGGGUCACUGCCUCCAUCCCCGACUUCCUCGAGAUGCUGCAGUUACCCGCAACAGACGGCACCCGCCUCUUCCUCACCACCUCCCUCGUCGCGCAGAUCGACGCCCUCGUCAAAUACCAGGACCCCGAAACCGGACUGUGGCACACCCUUAUCGACGACCCCACGUCCUAUCUCGAGUCUUCCGCCACCGCGGGCUUCGCGUACGGCAUCCUCAAGGCCCUGCGCAUGCGCCUGAUCCCGAAGGAGGAGCGCUACGUGAACUGCGCGAAGAAGGCGAUCGAGGCAGUGCUGGCGAACAUCUCGCCGGAGGGCGAGCUGCUGAAGACGUCCUUCGGCACGCCUGUCUUCGACGACCUAGAGGAGUACAAGAAGAUCCCGCUCACUAGCAUGCCAUACGGCCAGAGUCUCGCGCUUCUCGCCCUCACGGAGCACUUGAGAACGUUCAUCUAGCGUGGAUGCAGGUGGAUGCAGAUGCUUUAUCCAGCGUGUACGCAGUUGCAAGUAGAAUGUGUAAUAAUACAACAUGAAAAGAUAGAACUGGUGGCGAGAUGAGGAAGUACGAUAUCGAGCUGGGGAGCUACGGUG
Schizophyllum commune H4-8 is the source of this 1326-nucleotide messenger RNA. Its product is annotated as glycoside hydrolase family 105 protein. Bases 82 to 1191 code for a protein of 369 amino acids. NCBI's taxonomy places the organism in Eukaryota, Fungi, Basidiomycota, Agaricomycetes, Agaricales, Schizophyllaceae. Gene Ontology annotation, biological process: carbohydrate metabolic process. The record is from RefSeq and is a predicted model, not a curated record. The transcript is spliced from 7 exons.